Messenger RNA from Ascochyta rabiei, 843 nucleotides. RefSeq lists its product as uncharacterized. The coding region runs from base 1 to 843 and encodes 280 amino acids. The transcript has 2 exons. NCBI's taxonomy places the organism in Eukaryota, Fungi, Ascomycota, Dothideomycetes, Pleosporales, Didymellaceae. The record is from RefSeq and is a predicted model, not a curated record.
AUGCCAUUUCCCGAAGAAACACUCAAGAACCUUGCAAAGACCGUGGAAGAUGCCUGCGCCAACGCCAAAACCGAUAUUCCAGGAGUCAGUGUUGUUGUAGUCGGCAAAGUUAGGAAAGAGCUGUUUGCACACGCGGCAGGCCAGCGAGGCAUCAGCUCUUCUGACCCAAUGACUCUAGAUAAUGUAUUCUGGAUCGCAUCGUGCACAAAGAUGAUAUGUGGCAUAGCAUGCACACAGCUGUUGGAGCAGGGCAAGCUGCAUCUGGACGACGGAGACGAGACCGAGAAGCUCAAACCGGAGCUCAAAGAUUUACAGGUCUUACAAAAGGACGGGAAGCUCAUUCCUAAGAACAAGAAGAUUACCUUGAGGAUGUUGCUUACUCACACUGACAUCCUACAGCCACUUGUCUUCCAGCCGGGGGAAGGCUGGGAAUACGGCUUGAAUAUCGACUUCGCUGGUCUUGCACUCGAGCGUGUCACCGGGAUGUCGCUGAAUGAUUACUUCCACAAGAAUAUCUUCGAGCCGCUUGAACUGAAGAAUAUCUCCCUGUUCCCGACCGCUGAGAUGAAGAAGCAGCUUGCGUACAUGAAUCAUCGGAACAAAGAUGGCUGGCUCAUCGCUCGCGAUCCUUUGUUACGCAAGCCACUUGUAGCAGAGCCCUCAGAGGUCAAAGAUGCUCUGAACGGUGCUGGUGCGGGCUGUUUUGCGAAGCCUUCGGAUUAUGCUCGUAAGUCGCACGCCAUUCGGCGCCUCGGAAAACGCUCGCUGGUAUCGCGCAGAAAUCAUCGCAACGCUCCUGAACAACGGGACGUCUCCAACCACUGGUGCGAAGCUACUCGAUAA